This is a messenger RNA of Schistosoma curassoni, 4497 nucleotides long. The record is from the annotation of a GenBank genome assembly. NCBI's taxonomy places the organism in Eukaryota, Metazoa, Platyhelminthes, Trematoda, Strigeidida, Schistosomatidae.
CUCAGCUUCGAUAGUGCCCUUAACGUAUGUCAAUACUCUUUUAGAAAUUCUUAUAUACUGUAACCGAACAUCUAUGUUUUACAUGUCUAGUCAUUUCAGUAUCUAUUCGGCACAUGGUAGAAAAGAUUUGGACUUGAAAAUUGUUGAGUGAUAAAUACGAUGUAACUCAUUAGUAUGUAGACGAGGGUCUAAAAAAUUUCUUUAUUUCGUGGUUUUACUUAAACAGUAAUGUUCCCCCUUAAAUGCCUUUCUAUUGCUCCUAUACGUUUAAAUUGUUUUCAUAUUUCACCGUAGUUGAAUUUCCCACGAACUAUUUCCAUUUACGUAUUUCAUUUUAGAGGCGCUAAAACUCCAGUCUGGUUUAAGCCAUUCCCCAGUAUGUGCUAUUAUACGUCAAAUGUCUCAGUAUUACAAGACAUGACUAAUGUAUUUAUAUCUCUAGUUAAUUUUCAAAGUAAUAUUUUAUACAUUAUUUUCUACACUUUCAUCCGUCUCUUUGUCGCUUCCUUAGUUCUCAGUAACUAAAUAUUUCCUUUGUCUGUUCCCGUUUUCUUAUGUUAGUAAAAAAUAUAACAAACUUAAACUAUAUACAUAUCCCAGCUUUCAAAGUUCUCGUUGUCCCUAUCUGGAUUGAAUUAUGUAAAUUAUAUUCCCAGAACGGCUUCAAAAGUCACUCAGGACACUAUACAUCAACUUAGUCCGAAUAAGGCCAGUCAAAACAAACUUGAAGUUUAGACAGGAAUAAGAUGAGUGAAUGUUUUGCUAAGAGAUUCCUAACUUGAGAGCAAAUUCAUAACUUCCUGUAUAGAAGUACGUUUACAACUCACUUUGCAUAUAAAAAGUACCGGGGUGUUUUAUUUAUAAUCAGUGACAGCAAUGUUAUGGACAGUAAUCAUUUAGAUUCCAUGUCAAUAGGGUGCAACAAUUACUUGUGGUAAAAUACUAAUAACUCACUUCUGUUUGAAUUAUGCACUUCUGUUAUCUAGGAAAGUCUAGCAUUUAUAUCACCUACCCUAAAACACAGAGCCUCCAAAGUCCCCCUCUCGAGUUCUCAUCGUAUCCAUCGUUCUCUUCCGCUAUGUUUGCGACUGUCUAACGAACUAAUUUAGCUAUUCAUUCAAGCGCUGCCAUACGAGAUAUGGACGGUUUUUGUCAGGAAAUUAUCACCAGUAUGCAAUUCACUUCAGUCGGAUAAGAGUUACAAUACUCGGGUUCAAGACAUGAACUUAUUUCACAUUCCUGGUACUACAUGGUUUGAGUAAUUAAUUGUAACCAAGUUCUAUCCUUCUUACUAUUAUACGAGUAAACUUGUCUGCGUAAUUUUGCUAUGUACCUUGUUAACAGUAGAGUUGGUUGUUUCUUGACAAUGGAAGGAAUCUAAUACUGGACCACGAUACCAGAUCACGUGGCACAUAAAUUGAUCAGUUAUCCGACCAAUAAUUAAGAACUAGAUUUGAUCUAACGAGAUUUUAUAAACACGAUGUACAAGCAGUUAAAAACUAGUAAGAUCAAAGUAAAAUCACUUCUAUAGACAAAACAGUCUGAUUUAGUAUAGCUGGACGUCCAACUUCGCUCACUGACCAACCACAUUUUUUGACACACCAUUCUGGUUUCUUUCAGUAACAUUUAAAAUUGUAAAACAUUCGAGCUCCUCAUGUUUUAUGACAGAUACUGGAACACUAGGUGGAAAUGUCAGUCCAAACUCUAGUGACUAAAAAGCGAAAGGAGUUUAUUGGACUCCCGGCACCCUUGGGAUAUGCUGCUGGUAUAGGACGUGGUGCUGUAGCGUUUACUACAAGAUCUGAUAUUGGUCCGGCCCGAGAAGCUAAUGAUGUUUCAGAUGAACGACAUGUCGCUCCAUCUAAACGUCGAAAGGAGCAAGAAGAGGAAGAGGAGGACCUAAACGAUUCAAAUUAUGAUGAGUUUACAGGCUAUGGUGGUAGUUUGUGUGCAAAAGAUCCUUAUGAGAAGGAUGAUCAAGAAGCAGAUGCUAUUUAUGCUUCUAUUGAUGAUAGGAUGGAUGAACGACGGCGGGAGUACAGAGAAAAACGUUUUCGUGAAGAGAUCGAAAAGUAUCGUCGUGAAAGACCAAAGAUUCAACAGCAGUUCAUGGAUUUGAAGCGUGAUUUAGCGAGUGUAUCUGAAAGUGAAUGGAAUGCUUUACCGGAAGUUGGCGAUUCACGAAAUAGGAAGCAAAGAAACCCUAGAUAUGAACGUUUUACUCCGAUCCCAGAUAGCAUAAUUGCAAAAGGCUUGUCUGAUGGUCAAACCAAUGUUUCUGUAGAUGUAAUUGAACAAAGUUUAGGAGGCUUAACUACACCGUUUACUUCACAAGCAGCUCAAAUGGAUAUUGAUAUGAAGAAAAUUGGUGAAGCGCGUACUUCUUUGAUGGAUAUUAAGCUGACACAGGUUUCUGAUAGUGUAUCAGGACAAACUGUUGUUGAUCCCAAAGGGUAUUUGACUGAUCUACAGUCUAUGAUUCCUCAACAUGGUGGUGAUAUAAACGACAUGAAAAAAGCUCGACUCUUAUUAAAAUCGGUACGCGAAACUAAUCCUAAACAUGCUCCUGCUUGGAUUGCAUCUGCUCGUUUAGAAGAAAUAGCUGGUAAACUUCAGGUUGCGCGCAACUUAAUUCUUAGUGGGUGUGAAGAAUGCCCUAAAUCAGAAGAUAUUUGGCUAGAAGCAGCACGGUUAGUACCACCCGAACAAGCAAAAUCUGUUGUAGCUCAAGCUAUACGUCAUUUACCUCAGUCGGUCCGCUUAUGGGUAAAAGCAGCCGACUUAGAAACAGAGCAUAAAGCUAAAAAAGUUGUAUUUAAAAAGGCAUUAGAACAAGUCCCAAACUCUGUAAGGUUGUGGAAAUUGGCAGUUGAAUUGGAGGAUGAAGAUGAUGCCCGACUAAUGUUAUCUUUAGCUGUUGAAUGUUGCCCAACGUCUGUUGAAUUAUGGCUUGCAUUAGCUCGUCUGGAAACUUAUGAACAAGCUAGAGUUGUUUUGAAUAAAGCUCGCGAAAGCAUUCCUACAGACAGACAAAUUUGGUUUGCAGCUACUCGUUUAGAGGAGGCUCAAGGAAACCAAAAUAUGGUACAGAAAAUUGUUGAUCGUGGUGUCGCAUCUUUACAAGCAAAUAUGGUUGAAAUUAAUCGUGACCAGUGGAUUAAAGAUGCAGAGGAAUGUGAAAAAGCUAAAAGCGUUCUUACCGCUCAAGCUAUAAUUAAAGCUAUUAUAGGAUAUGGUUUAGAAGAACAAGAUAAAAAGCAUACAUGGUUGUCAGAUGCAGAGAAUUGUGCUACUAGCGGCGCAAUAGAAUGUGCUCGUGCUAUUUAUGCUGUAGCAUUGGCUCAUUUUCCUACAAAGAAAAGUAUUUGGCUACGUGCUGCUUAUUUUGAACGAAAUCAUGGAACAAGAGAAACUUUAGAAGAACUUUUGCGUCAAGCUGUUAGUCAUUGUCCUCAAGCAGAAGUGCUUUGGCUUAUGGCAGCAAAGACACGCUGGCUUGCAGGUGAUGUCCCAGCAGCUCGUUCUAUUCUAGCUCGUGCAUUUGAAGCUAAUCCCAAUUCAGAGGAGAUAUGGUUAGCUGCUGUAAAACUUGAGUCAGAAAAUAAAGAAUAUGCACGUGCACGUCGUUUACUAGAUAAAGCUUGUGCUUCUGCUUCUACAGCUCGUGUAUGGAUGAAAGCGGCUAGAUUGGAAUGGUGUUUAGGUGAAUUAAAUAAAGCUUUAGAAAUGUUAGAAAAAGCUACAUCAACAUAUAAUCAGGCACCAAAGCUGUGGUUAAUGCUUAGUCAAGUUUAUGAACAGUUGUCAGAAGAAGGCUUAAAACCGAAUGAGGUUGAAUCAUUAAAAGAACGUGCUAGAAACACCUAUCGCGAAGGACUGAAUCAUAACCCACAUUAUACUGCCCUGUGGUUGCAGUUGGCCAGAUUUGAAGAACGACAAGGUAACUUAACUAAAGCACGUUCCAUUUUGGAGAAGGCCCGUUCACAAAAUCCUAAAACACCAGAACUGUGGUUGGAGGCUAUCAGAUUAGAAGUAAGAGCUAAUUUGAAACCUGUAGCUGAUUCACUUCUUUCAAAAGCACUUCAAGAAUGCCCAACAUCUGGUUGUUUAUGGGCUGAGGCAAUAUUUAUGACUCCUAGAGCUCAGCGUAAAAGCAAGUCAGUGGAUGCUUUAAAGAAGUGUGAACAUGAUCCACUGGUACUUCUAGCUGUAUCCAAAAUGUUUUGGUGUGAACGACUGGUCAUGAAAGCUCGUAAUUGGUUUACAAGAACAGUGAAACUAGAACCAGAUCUUGGCGACGCAUGGGCUUACUUUUACAAAUUUGAAUUACAACAUGGGACGGAAGAUCAACAGAAAGAAGUAUACCGACGUUGUGUUACUGCAGAACCUCAUCAUGGUGAAGUAUGGUGCCAAAUCAGUAAAGAUCCUAAGAACUGGCGAUUAAAAACAAAAGAUUUAUUAAAAAUUGCAGCAGAAACAAUUGUUUUACCAAGUUGA